This is a messenger RNA of Girardinichthys multiradiatus, 1101 nucleotides long. RefSeq names its product complement factor D (adipsin) (gene cfd). The record is from RefSeq and is a predicted model, not a curated record. NCBI's taxonomy places the organism in Eukaryota, Metazoa, Chordata, Actinopteri, Cyprinodontiformes, Goodeidae. Gene Ontology annotation, biological process: proteolysis. Gene Ontology annotation, molecular function: serine-type endopeptidase activity. The transcript has 5 exons. The coding region runs from base 1 to 906 and encodes 301 amino acids.
AUGUUUCCUCUCUUCCAGGGGGAAGGCUUUAAAAGAGCUGGUUCUGGUUUGGGGGUUAGUUUCAACAGCACCAUGAUGUCGGAAAAACAAGUGCUUGUAGGGGCUGCUCUUUUUCUUGUUGCCCUCAUUUCACAUGGUGAGGGUAUAAUCGGUGGCAGAGAGGCAUCGCCACACUCUCGACCCUACAUGGCCUCCAUCCAGGUACCAGAGGGAGACGCACUUAAGCAUGAAUGCGGAGGAUUUGUGAUUGCAGACCAGUGGGUAAUGACUGCAGUACACUGUAUGCCAAAUGGCGCAAAUGGAAGGAAGGUAGUGCUGGGUGCCCAUUCUCUGAGUGAAGCUGAAGAUACAAAGCAAACCUUUGAGAUUUUGGAGCUACACAAUCAUCCUGACUUCAACAUAGCAAAUUAUGAUCAUGACAUUGCUUUAAUUAAGCUGGAUCAACCAGUCAAUACAUCCGAUGCCGUUAGAGCCGUGGAAUUCCUGCGAACUGGAGGCACGAAUCCCGACAUGGGUGCAGUGGUCGAAACAGCUGGCUGGGGAUCACUAGACAAUUUGGGGUCAAGGCCAGAUAAGCUCAAAGAGGUGGCCAUUGAGGUGAUCAGCCCGGGUAAAUGCAGACGCUCUGACUUCUUUGGAAGAAAGUUUACCAAUAACAUGAUAUGUGCCCAUAAAGUGUGUAGAGACGACUGUGGUCACUCUCAUGGAAUGGAAGACAGCUGUGAUGGUGACUCCGGUGGUCCUCUCCUUUACAAUGGCAUUGCUGUUGGUAUCACCUCCAAUGGGGGGAAAAAGUGUGGCCAAAUUAAAAAGCCUGGGAUUUACGCUAUCAUCUCCCAUUACACUGAGUGGAUAGACCAAACCAUGGGCAUUCAGCCAGCUGCAGCUGCAGACGAAACAAGUUAAAGGGAUGAUGGAAGCUUUGCAAUCAAGUUGCAGUGUUAGCCUUCUUUGUUUAAACCACAAGGCUUUUUUUUAUUGAGUUAUGGAUUAUGACUCUCUAUUACUUUACACAUACUGCAACCUCAUCCAUGAUCCAAUUUAUUUCACCACUGUAUCUCACACUUUUUUAAUCAAAGAAUAAAGUACAAGUUUAGUCAC